This is a messenger RNA of Tyto alba (common barn owl), 2846 nucleotides long. It is a transcript of the gene HEXD, whose product is annotated as hexosaminidase D. The transcript has 12 exons. Gene Ontology annotation, biological process: carbohydrate metabolic process. NCBI's taxonomy places the organism in Eukaryota, Metazoa, Chordata, Aves, Strigiformes, Tytonidae. Gene Ontology annotation, molecular function: hexosaminidase activity. The coding region runs from base 21 to 1439 and encodes 472 amino acids. The record is from RefSeq and is a predicted model, not a curated record.
CGCGGCGGCAUGCGGCGGGCAUGGAGGCGAGCGGGCCGCGGCGGCGGCUGGUGCACCUGGACAUGAAGGGCGCGCCGCCCCGCGCCCCGUACCUGGCGGAGGUGCUGCCGCUGCUCCGCGCCCUGGGCGCUACCGGGCUGCUGCUGGAGUACGAAGACACGUUCCCCUACGCGGGGCCGCUGGCGCGGCUGAGGGCCCCGCACGCCUACAGCCUCGGCGAGCUGAGGGCGGUGCUGAGCCAGGCCAGGGCGCAGGGGCUGGAGGUGGUGCCGCUGGUGCAGAGCUUCGGGCACAUGGAGUUUGUGCUGAAGCACAAAGAGUUCGCUCACCUCCGAGAGGUGAAGGUGUUUCCCAAUGCCCUCAAUCCACACAAGGAGGAGUCGCGGGUGCUGGUCAAAGCCAUGAUUGACCAAGUCAUGGCACUACACGAAGACUUAAAAUGGUUUCACAUCGGAUGCGAUGAGGUCUACUACCUGGGCGAAGGAGAGGAGUCAAAGCAGUGGCUGCAGCAACAAGACAACACCCCAGAGAAGCUGUGCUUAUCCCACAUAAAAGCAGUUGCAAGUUGUGUGGCCUCAUCCUACCCCGCUGUGACGCCCAUCGUGUGGGAUGAUAUGCUCAGAGGGAUAAGUGAGGAAACAUUGGCAGAGUCUGGGGUCCCACAGCUUGUGCAGCCAAUGAUCUGGGAUUAUGCAGCUGACCUGGACGUGGAGGGCAAAGUGCAUCUCGUUGAGAAGUAUCAUAGAUGUGGCUUUUCCAAGGUGUGGUUUGCUAGUGCUUUUAAAGGAGCUACAGGAGUGAACCAGUCUCUGACACUUAUUGGACACCACUUAAAAAACAAUCUUCAGUGGCUGGAAGUGGCAAGCAAUAGUCCCACUGAUGUCCUUGAAGGUAUCGCGCUGACUGGCUGGCAAAGGUAUGAUCACUUCUCUGUUUUGUGUGAGCUUCUCCCUGUGGCAAUUCCAUCAUUGGCUGUAUGUCUGCAGACACUAAAGAAUGGUGGUUAUUCUGAAAAGAUUAAAGAAAAUGUGGAAAAGCUCCUGGGAAUGUCCAGCCUGGAAACUGAUACUUUCAUAAGCACAAGUCCGGGGACUUUUCCUGGGAGUGAUAUCCUUACUCUUGUGGCGCAAGUUAGUUUCUACCUCAAGCCAUCAGUGGACGAACUUCUUGACAGGAACAGAUAUGUCACAGGCUGGUUCAGCCCCUACCACAGAAAAAGGAAGAUUAUUCACCCUAUAAUAAUGCAUCACUUUCAGCCAGAUGCAGUAAGUCUUCUUGCCAAAUGGAAUGGUGUGGUGCAAGACCUCCAAGCAGCCAUGGAGCAAGUUUUCCACAAGUGUACUGUAGAGGAGUGGAUGGAGGAGAACGUCCACCCCAGCCUACAGAAGCUGCAGCAGGUGGUGGAUGAUUUAGAUAAAGCAAUAAAAGCACAGAAUUAGGGGCAUUUCAAUUAGCUUGUCUUAUUCCAUGACAAAACCGGGCUAGUGGAAAUCAGCAACUAGACAUAGAGCUACAGUUUGUCAUCUUGAGAGUUGAAGCAAGAACCGUGAUUAAACAUAAGUGACCUGAAGGCAUAAAGGAAUUUGUUAGCAUGAUAGGCUUCAACUCUAUUUUAAUUUUCCUGUCUUAACACAUUGCUGAGCCUUUAGUCACUUGCCCUCUAAGUCAGAUGUGCUCCCCUUGCAUAACAGAUUGCAAGAGCUAUAAUACAAGGCAGGAGAAAAACCCAUUUUCUUCCAAAUUCAGUAUUUGUAGUAAUAGACUUUCUUACAUAACAAUGACCUGGAAAAGUUCUACAAGUUCUACUCUGGUCAGGAGCCAACAUGUCCUCCCUCUGCAAUUUCCAUAAAAAGAGAGAUUCAGGAUCAUUUAAACGUGCUUUAGGUCCUUAUGUUCUGUACUGUGUUCAGAGAUGUGUCCUGUUCCAUCAGGAAAAGUCCUUCUACAACAUAGAGCAGUUGACUUGUUCCAGAUUUUGUUUUGGACUUUUUUAGUCUUGGAAAUACGUCAAACAAUUGGUCUUAAAUCCAGCUCUGAUUAGCUUGGCAUCAGGGAAUUAACAUAUGACUUGUUGCAGAAGUCUGAGCAAGGAACUGCUGUCUAGAUGCUCCCAAGCUUACAGCACAUGGAUGAAAAAGGACACGUACCGUCACAGUACAGCACAAGAGGGAGCUCCAGAAAAGGACCCUGUUACCAAUAGUGAAGGUGACACUUGGACUUUGAGGGAGAACUGCCUUAACACAGUGGGCUUGGCUUUUUACCAGUGCAUCAUCUAAACUAAGCCUAGUUUCAUCCCCGCAGAAAAGCACCAUCCCAGUCAGUUUAAGGUUCUGUAAAACCUGAGUGAGACUGCAGAUUAAUCUAAGUUUGAAGCAUAACUCAAGUCUACUGACUAUAAGAAAAAGGCGAAGUUUUAGUCUGCUCUAAUGUUGAACUUCUAAUAGUGUACAGCAAUAUAUUUUAUGGACUUAACUGGACCAUUAAGAUAAUUACAAGGGAAAGUAAUUCAAAAGCCUGCUAGUUAACUACACUACUACGAAUAUUCAAAAUGUUCUUUACUUGUUUGCUUCAUUUAUUGCUUUCUUGAAAGUCUUCUUUUGGAAGCACAGGUAUUGAAAUUUCAUUGGAACCAUCUAUUAUAAUAAAGAGUAUAGCUCUAGGUACAGAAAGUACAAGUACAGCAUAAGACAAAUCUUAUUUAAAUGAGAGCUACAGGAGUUAGGUCCACAUAUGGAUUUUUAUUUUAAAAGAAUCAAUUGCUAUGUAUACCUUAAUUACAAAGGUCACAUACCUUGAACUAAAGAUUUUAAUUUAUUUUGCUUUAAUAAAUACUUUGCUACUCAAAA